This is a messenger RNA of Hibiscus syriacus, 2793 nucleotides long. RefSeq names its product protein CLMP1-like. The transcript has 4 exons. The record is from RefSeq and is a predicted model, not a curated record. Gene Ontology annotation, molecular function: protein binding. The coding region runs from base 633 to 2726 and encodes 697 amino acids. NCBI's taxonomy places the organism in Eukaryota, Viridiplantae, Streptophyta, Magnoliopsida, Malvales, Malvaceae.
GGUUCAAAGUUCAACAUCCCAAUACCCAAAACAGAAACCCUUGCAUUUUUCCCAUUUCUUUUAUCCCUCUCUUAAUCUCUCAAUCAAAGCCUUUCCUCGCAAAUACCACUAUUCCAGUUCAAUUACCCAAUCCAACAAGCACCAAAGCUCUCUGCUUUAUUUAGUAUUUUGUGUAAGUACCAUUUCUCUUCCUGUCUCUGUUUAUAUCUUAAAUCUUAUCUCUGGGUUCUCAUUGCCUUUAACUCAGCUAUAGUUUCGAAGAUUUCUACUUUUUAUGUUUAUUGUAUAAGAAUAAGAAUAUAAUUCGAGAGAGAGAGAGAGACUUAACUGACAGAGAAAGAUAUUCCUUUUCAUUACAUGGGGAAAUCAGUGGUAGAAAAAAGAAGGGUGGUUCGAACUAGGUUUCCGUUGAUAAUCAUUCUAGUAACACCAGUGCACAUGCUAAUGGUGGUGUUGAUUUAGACUCAUCUAUAUUUUUGAAAAGAGCCCAUGAACUCAAAGAAGAAGGCAAUAAGAAGUUUCAGAAUAAGGAUUACGUGGCUGCCCUUCAACACUAUGAUGAUGCUCUUAAGCUUAUCCCCAAAACCCACCCCGACCGAGCUAUCUUUCACAUCAACCGAUCUGUUUGCUUGAUGCAAAUGAAACCUGUUGAUUAUGACACUGUGAUUGCAGAGUGUAAUAUGGCUCUUCAGGUUCAGCCUCCCUUUUCCCGAGCUCUUCUUAGGAGGGCGAGGGCUCUUGAGGCUAUUAGGAAGUAUGAAAUGGCAAUGCAGGAUGUGCAACUUUUGUUGGGGGAUGACCCCAAUCACAAGGAUGCUUUGGAGAUUGCGAGGAGAUUAAGGACUGCAUUGGGUCCUCGCCAGGAGGCUCAGCAAGACCUCCAGAGCUGUCCCUCUCCGGCUACACUCGGGGAUUCUGCUGUUCGUGGUGCCCCAAUCGCUGGCCUUGGGCCUUGCUUACCUGCUCGCCCAGUGCCUAAGAAAGCCUCUUCACCUGCAGGAGGAUCAGUUGGAUCACCAAAUAAUAAGCUGGAGAAGAUCCAAAUAAACGUGGCAACUGAAAAUGGUACUGAUAACAAGACCCAGUUUCCAAGACUUGUGCUAAAGCCCUCAAGUGGUUCUUUGAAAGCAACUGAUAAUCUGAAUAAGGGUGGCCCGAGAGAACAUUCUAUUUCAUCUUCUGUUCAUUGGCAAGUUCAGCAGGCGGCAAUUCAACAGAGGCCUUUGAAACUUGUUUACGAUCAUGAUAUAAGGCUUUCCCAAAUGCCAGUUAAUUGUAGCUUCAAAGUGUUGAGAGAGAUUGUGAGCCAAAGAUUUCCUUCGUCCAAGUCAGUAUUGAUCAAAUACAAGGAUAAUGAUGGAGAUUUGGUUACUCCUACCUGCACGACAGAACUCAGGUUGGAAGAAUCUUCUGUAGAUGGUCAUAUUCCUUCAGAUCCAGAAGCAGAUAAAACCAGUGGAUUUGGGAUGCUGAGAUUACACAUUGUUGAGGUGAGUCCAGAGCAGGAUCCACCAUUACCAGAAGAAGAGAAAGAUAAGCCUUUGGAGAGUGAGGGAGCCAAGGCUGAUGAAAGUGGGUCUCACUCGUCUCUUGGUGAUAGCACAUCAGAAGGUGUUGAUACUGAAAUUGAAAAGACUGAGAAAGAAGCUUCGAAGGAAAAAGUAGGGGCGUCAGAAGAUCCGGAGUGUAAUGAAGUUGAGAUGGAUGACUGGCUUUUUGAUUUUGCUCAGCUUUUCCAUACUCAUGUAGGUAUUGACCCUGAUGUUCAUAUCGAAUUGCAUGAGCUUGGUAUGGAGCUCUGUUCGGAGGCUCUCGAGGAGACAGUUACUAGUGAGGAAGCUCAAAACCUCUUCGACAAAGCUGCUACCAAAUUCCAAGAUGUGGCUUCUUUAGCCUUCUUUAAUUGGGGAAAUGUUCAUAUGUGUGCUGCAAGGAAACAUAUUCCCCUAGACGAGUCUGCUGGCAAGGAGGUAGUGUCAGAACAACUUCAAGUGGCUUAUGAUUGGGUUAGGGAAAAGUAUUCUUUGGCCAGGGAGAAGUAUGCCAAAGCACUCUUAAUCAAGCCGGACUUUUAUGAAGGGCUGCUGGCACUGGGACAGCAGCAAUUUGAAAUGGCUAAACUUAACUGGUCUUAUGCACUUGCAAAGAAAAUAGAUCUCUCAACCUGGGAUCCUGCCGAAACAUUUCAACUUUUUGACAGUGCUGAAGAGAAGAUGAAAGCUGCUACAGAAAUGUGGGAGAAGUUGGAGGAGCAGAAAGCAAAUGAGUGGAAAGAUCCGAACUCGAUCAAGAAAGAGGAUUUGUCUAAGAGGAAGAAGAAACUCGGAACUGUUGCAGAAGGUGAGCUCCCAGGAAGUCAGGGUGAGCUUUCACCUGAGGAAGCAGCUGUGAUGAGAUCACAGAUACAUCUUUUCUGGGGCAACAUGCUCUUUGAAAGAUCCCAAGCUGAAUGCAAAUUAGGAGUGGAUGGUUGGAAAAGACAUCUGGAUACCGCUGUCGAGCGUUUCAAGCUUGUUGGAGCUUCUGAAGUUGACAUUUCUACGGUUUUGAAGAACCAUUGCUCGAAUGGAGAUGCCGUCAAAGGAGUCGAAAAGAAAGGUAUUGAAGUAAAGAGCAGUGAGGCCAAUCAAAGAUUUGAAGAGCAAAAGAGUCAUGUUUUCUAUCUCUCCGAUGCUUUACUUAAUGGGAGUGCAUUCAAGAUUUUCCCUUUCAAAUGGGAUAUUUGAGUUCAAUAUUGAAUGAGUGGUGUACCUGAAAGAUUUUGGGUUUUAAGCUGUUUUAACAUUAGAAGCA